Molecule: messenger RNA, 3936 nt
Organism: Physeter macrocephalus (sperm whale)
Lineage: Eukaryota; Metazoa; Chordata; Mammalia; Artiodactyla; Physeteridae
Gene: FAM120A
Product: family with sequence similarity 120 member A
Exons: 18
Coding region: 15-3359 (1114 amino acids)
Cellular component (GO): nucleus
Source: RefSeq, a predicted model, not a curated record
CCGCCGCCGCCGCCAUGGGCGUGCAGGGCUUCCAGGACUACAUCGAGAAGCACUGCCCGAGCGCCGUGGUGCCGGUGGAGCUGCAGAAGCUGGCCCGGGGCAGCCUGGUGGGCGGCGGGCGGCAGCGGCCCCCGCACACGCCGCUGCGCCUGCUGGUGGACGCCGACAACUGCCUGCAUCGCCUCUACGGCGGCUUCUACACCGACUGGGUGAGCGGCGGCCAGUGGAACCACAUGCUCGGCUACCUGGCCGCGCUAGCCAAGGCCUGCUUCGGCGGCAACAUCGAGCUCUUCGUCUUCUUCAACGGCGCGCUCGAGAAGGCGCGGCUGCACGAGUGGGUCAAGCGGCAGGGCAACGAGCGCCAGACGGCGCAGCAGAUCGUCAGCCAUGUCCAGAACAAGGGCACCCCGCCGCCCAAGGUCUGGUUCCUGCCACCCGUCUGCAUGGCGCACUGCAUCCGCCUGGCGCUCAUCCGCUUCCACGUCAAGGUUGCGCAGAGCAUCGAGGAUCAUCAUCAAGAAGUGAUCGGUUUCUGCAGAGAAAACGGCUUCCACGGCUUAGUUGCAUACGACUCUGAUUAUGCCCUGUGCAACAUCCCCUACUAUUUCAGUGCCCAUGCCCUAAAACUGAGCCGGAAUGGGAAAAGUCUCACCACAAGCCAAUAUCUGAUGCACGAGGUUGCCAAGCAGCUGGACCUGAACCCAAACCGCUUCCCUAUCUUUGCUGCUCUGUUAGGAAAUCACAUUCUACCUGAUGAAGAUCUGGCUUCCUUUCAUUGGAGUUUACUUGGUCCAGAACAUCCACUAGCCUCACUUAAGGUCCGGGCCCACCAGCUGGUCUUGCCACCGUGUGAUGUGGUGAUCAAGGCUGUGGCUGACUACGUUCGCAACAUCCAGGAUACCUCGGACUUAGAUGCCAUAGCUAAAGAUGUUUUCCAGCAUUCUCAGUCUAGAACAGAUGACAAAGUUAUUCGAUUUAAGAGAGCAAUUGGAUAUUAUUCAGCGACUAGUAAGCCUAUGGCAUUUCACCCACCGCAUUACUUAGCCAGACCAAAUCCGUUUGGAAUGCCUGGGAUAGUGCCACCGUAUGUCCCCCCCCAGAUGCUCAACAUUCCACAGACCUCUCUGCAAGCAAAGCCUGUGGCCCCCCAGGUGCCCAGCCCAGGUGCUCCGGGCCAGGGUCCACACCCAUACAGCCUCGCUGAGCCGGCUCUCACCUUGGAAACCAGCGGAAAGAAUCUGACUGAGCAGAACUACAGUAACAUUCCUCAUGAAGGAAAGCAUACCCCACUGUAUGAACGGUCCUCCCCGAUCAACCCAGCUCCAAGCAGCAGUCCCAAUCAUGUGGACUCAGCAUACUUUCCUGGUUCUUCUACGUCAUCAUCUUCAGACAAUGAUGAAGGCAGUGGAGGAGCUGCAAACCAUAUCAGUGGGAACAAAAUUGGCUGGGAGAAGACAGGAAGCCAUUCAGAACCUCAAGCACGGGGAGACUCAGGAGACCAAACAAAGGCAGAAGGUUCGUCCACUGCCUCUUCGGGCAGCCAGCUUGCUGAGGGAAAGGGGAGCCAGAUUGGCACUGUUCAGCCAAUUCCGUGCCUCCUGUCCAUGCCCACCAGGAACCACAUGGACAUCACCACCCCGCCCCUGCCCCCUGUCGCGCCUGAGGUGCUGAGAGUGGCCGAGCACCGGCACAAGAAGGGGCUGAUGUACCCCUACAUCUUCCACGUCCUGACAAAGGGUGAAAUCAAAAUUGCUGUUUCUAUUGAAGAUGAAGCCAGCAAAGACCUGCCUCCCGCCGCCCUGCUCUAUAGGCCAGUUCGUCAGUAUGUUUACGGAGUCCUGUUUAGCUUGGCAGAAAGCAGAAAGAAAACUGAGAGACUUGCUUUUAGAAAGAACAGACUUCCACCAGAAUUUUCACCAGUGAUCAUUAAAGAGUGGGCAGCUUACAAAGGGAAAUCUCCGCAAACCCCAGAAUUGGUGGAAGCUCUUGCCUUCAGGGAGUGGACCUGCCCCAAUCUGAAGAGACUCUGGCUGGGGAAAGCAGUGGAGGACAAGAACCGCAGAAUGAGGGCCUUCCUUGCCUGCAUGAGGUCAGACACACCAGCCAUGCUCAACCCAGCCAGCGUGCCCACUCAUCUCACGGUGCUGUGCUGCGUCCUACGGUAUAUGGUGCAAUGGCCUGGAGCACGGAUUCUGCGUCGCCAGGAGCUGGAUGCCUUCCUGGCACAGGCGUUGUCCCCCAAACUCUAUGAGCCUGAUCAGCUGCAGGAGCUCAAGAUUGAGAACCUCGACCCCCGCGGCAUUCAGCUGUCAGCUCUCUUCAUGAGUGGCGUGGACAUGGCCCUGUUUGCGAAUGACGCGUGUGGCCAGCCAGUGCCCUGGGAACACUGCUGUCCUUGGAUGUAUUUUGACGGGAAGCUCUUCCAGUCCAAACUCCUCAAAGCAAGCCGGGAAAAGACCCCACUCAUCGACCUCUGUGAUGGUCAGGCCGAGCAAGCCGCCAAGGUAGAAAAGAUGCGGCAGAGCAUCCUGGAAGGGCUGAACUUCUCCCGGCAGAGCCACCCGCUCCCCUUCCCACCGCCAGCGGCGCUGCCUUUCUACCCCACCUCCAUGUACCCACGGCACUUCGGGCCCGUCCCACCAGCACAGGGCCGAGGGCGGGGCUUUACAGGAGUCUGUGGCUUUGGAGGCCCCUAUGGGGAAACUGUAGCGACAGGCGCUUACCGUGCCUUCCGCGUGGCGACGGCAGCAGGACACUGCGGAGCCUUCUCAGGCAGUGACAGCAGCAGGACUAGCAAGUCACAGGGCGGAAUCCAACCUAUACCUUCUCAGGGAGGGAAGCUAGAAAUAGCUGGCACCGUGGUUGGCCACUGGGCUGGGAGCAGACGGGGCCGUGGAGGCCGUGGGCCUUUCCCCCUACAGGUAGUUUCUGUUGGAGGACCAGCAAGAGGGCGUCCAAGAGGAGUUAUUUCCACUCCAGUGAUCAGAACAUUUGGAAGAGGUGGAAGGUACUAUGGCAGAGGCUAUAAAAACCAGGGUGCGAUUCAGGGCAAGCCUCCUUAUGCUGCUUCAGCAGAAGAAGUGGCCAAAGAACUGAAGUCGAGAUCCGGGGAAUCUAAAUCCUCCGCUGUGUCUUCAGACGGGUCCCUGGCUGAAAACGGAGCGGUGGCUGAGGAGAAGCCGGCUCCCCAGAUGAAUGGGAGCGCGGGCGACACCAGGGCCCCCAGCCACUCGGAAAGUGCCUUGAACAAUGACUCUAAGACGUGCAAUACAAAUCCUCACUUAAAUGCACUAAGUACAGACAGUGCUUGCCGUAGAGCUGAUGCUCUGGAGGCAGCUGUCUUAAAGAAAGAAGAGUAAACUUAUUUUUUAUAGAGGGUGAAGGAUGCUGGAAGGGUAAGGAUUUAGGAAUAUCUGGAGAGAAAGAGAGCCUACAGUUAUGUACAUUUUUUCCUUUCCGUAAGAGAAAAAUGAGGACUUUGGAAAUUCGGAUCCCUCUUUGAUAUCAGAGAUUUAAACAACACAUUUUUAGUUUUAACCAGUUGUAGUCAAAAUGCUACAAUAAAACAAAAAGAGAGAAAGAAAAUGAAGAGCAUUUGACUCCCACACUUAAAAUGAAGUACACACAAAGUUUAAACUGGUUAAUGACAAAAGCCUAUAGCUGUGUUUCUUGAACUAUAAAGAAAACAAAUUUUGGCAGUCUUUAAGUAUAUAUAGCUUAAAAUAUCAUUUUUAGCAUUUGGCACCAUAUGUAUGCCAUUAUCUUUGAUUUUGCAUUACUGUUCACAAGAAAGCUUUGUCUAAGGCUUUGAUUUUAUGAUUAUGAAAGAAAUUAGGCACAACCACAGUUUUUCUUUCUUACUUAAAUUUCAUCACUGUUGAUGUGGUUCUUUUGUGUUAAAAAAAAAGUGCAACUAUCAAAACUAAAAAAACUAUA